CCUUGCUCUUCGUCAUGCUCAAGCUCGUUUCUUCCACCAGAAUGAUUGACUACUGUUUUGCCAACUCUAUAGAACUUAAACUCUAGCCUUCACGGCUAAAAUCAGCAUCAGCAAGGUAUUCAUCUCACAGAAAUGAGUCAUCGCUUGCCCUCUGUCGACAGUGCACUACUGGAAUUGGUAUGGCGGACAGCGGGAGGUUUUGUGUGAUGUCUGGAUGCAAACUUUUCCUUUGGAAAAUAGGAAUAGGCCUAAAGAAAGUGAAACUUGUCAUAUAUAUAGCUCUCCAAGGACUACAGGGACAUGAUCUACGUUUGUGGUGCCGCCUAGAGAGGUGUAUCAAGAUAUCAUAUGGGAAUGUUGAGGGUCUCAGUAUUAUCGUUUACCCGAAAUGAGGCCUCCUCCGACCACAGGCACCCAGUUGCUAUGCACCCACGUUUCGUCUUCAGACAUCUGCUGCUUCAGUUUUAGAAAUCUAUUGAUAGCACCGCCUUCCCUGAAUUGCCCGCGAUGAUUAUGGUGAUGGCGAGAUGCUGAUACCUGAUCCAUCCUGAUACGUGUGAUGUGGGUUGAGGUUUUGACCUAGGCCCAUCCCUGUCACGUCUUAUUCCUUUCUUCGUUCCUUUCCUUCUCCUCGUUUUCGUCGUCCCUCAUUUGACGGCCUUUCUCUCUUCCCCCUCCUUCAAUUCGACACGAAUCUUCACUCGUUUGAUGACCAUGACCAAAAUUCAUCGUCAUGUGCGGACAGUCACCCACGUGAAGCGUUCCCCUGAAGAGGUCAUUGAAGGCACACCUACAUUUGACAGUUCAGGUCAAGCUGUGAACACCAACGCCAGUAGGACCGGUGACUAUGCCAAGAAUACAGUGUCAUCGAGCACUCCUCCAUCCACCAUAGCGUUAGCUGUCUUAUUGGCUAUCGCUGUCGUAGCGUUAGUCGGAGGUUGUUUGUUUUGGAGGAUAAAGAAAAGACGAAGUCAGAAGGGUACCGGUCCCCAGUCUUACUAUUCUAACAGUCCACAUGGUUCGUUGUUUGGUAUGGAAUCGCGGACUGAGUCUGAAGCGCACUCCUCGUUAUUCGGGGGACAUCCGGCCACCCUCGAGAAGCCUGACAAAGCAUUGACCAUAAACCCUUUCCCCAACGAACAAACCGGUUGGGCCCCUCAAAUCAAGGACUAUCGUGGUGUCCCCCUUGUCAAUGGCCAACUCCCCCAACACGUUCAGGCGGCGAAAGAAGGAAAGCGAUGGUUGAAGUCUCUGUCGCGACGUGAUUCGAAUGAGAAACCAGCAGUAGAAACUCCACCACCUUCUUAUUUCAUCACAAACGUUGGAUCCAACAGGUCUUCUGACGCUACGCUAGUCAGAUCAGAACCACCGGUUGCCCCAUUACCGCCCACCCCUGCUGAUUCGACAAUCACCCUUCGCCCACCUACACCACCCACGAACGAGAAGAAACGGAAGCCAUCCCCUCUUACCACUCCUUCAGAGCCACUCAGCGUACCAUCAUCGCGAUUCUCCCACUCACCCCUUCCUAAAACGCCAGGUGCAAAUGCAGACCCUCUGUCCAGUCCUGCACGCAACUCUUCUUUUAGCCACCAACAGAAAUCUCCCUUGGCACUACGAAUGUCCCCCACCAAACAUCUAUCUUCCGUAUUCAAAUCAGGAACGGGUAGCGAUGGAUUAGCAUUACCACGACUGAUGUCUGUGAUCAACACCUUCACACCAUCUCUCGAGGACGAGAUGUUGGUUCACAUGGGUGAGACGAUUCGUAUGGUUGAGGAAUACAACGAUGGGUGGUGUUUGGUUCAGCGAGUUGGGAAAUCGGAUGCACCUCGAGGGGUUGUUCCUCGAUUUUGUUUGACGGAGAGACAGUCGGCGAUACAGACGAGUACGUCGAGAAGGAACCUUAUCAAAACUAUCCAAGCGUCUUCAAAGCUUCGGUGAUAAGGGAGUUCACCAACAUCUCGUUUCUUUAUCCUUAAUUUAUCGUUUAUGGUUUUACGAACGAACCCUUCCGUUCUUUUUUUUUUCGUUCCGUUCCGUUUACUUUACGAUCUUUUCCCACUUUAUCUUCCAACUAUUUAUUGUGGUGAUUUUUUGACGCUUCACCACGGUCUUUUCGAUAUUUCGACUUCUAGCGUCAAUACGUUCUUUUUUUUUCCCCCUAUUUAUUUGAGGGGGUCAACGACCCCCUCAGUGUCGGGACUAUUGUGCGUUACCUAGUACCUACGUAUCGUGCCUCCGUUGUGGGUUGAACCUGCUUCGUUACUCUCUUUGGGCCACGAGAACCCUCUGGUGGUUCUUUGGAUUAGACAUAGGUUCUAUUUCUUGGUGUCCAUUUUGUAGAGAGCUAUUUGUUACAUCUGGUGUGACUUAUCCAAUGACGAAACGAGAUUGUGCAAGAG
Molecule: messenger RNA, 2399 nt
Organism: Marasmius oreades (fairy-ring Marasmius)
Lineage: Eukaryota; Fungi; Basidiomycota; Agaricomycetes; Agaricales; Marasmiaceae
Exons: 4
Coding region: 709-1938 (409 amino acids)
Molecular function (GO): protein binding
Source: RefSeq, a predicted model, not a curated record